UUAAUAAUAUUAGUUAGUAUGUUAGACAUUAAUUACAGUAACGUCGAUUAAAUAUUGCAUUUUCAUUUCAGAGUGUUUUUAUCUGUAAAAAAAUCACACCAAAGAAUGACUUCUGGACCAAACGCUGAUGACCGUUCCAGGUUUGCCAAACUCGGAAUGGCAAUAAACGAAGAAUUAACCCAGGCCUGUAGAGACGUCUUAGAAAUGGAGGUACCUCCUGGCCUUGUCUACAACAAAGUAAAAUCAUCAUCGGUUUAUAAAAACAUACGCCCCGAGCAAGAACUUCGUCUUAUAGGUGCCAAAACAGAUGGUUAUAAACAAUUUGAUAUUACAUUGUUAUAUACACUGAUAAGAAACAUAUGUACAAAGAUUCCUCGUCCAACAAAAGGUUGGGGUGGAAACACGAUGCCGGCAAUAGGACAAAUAACGACCGGUGAUGACGUCGAGAGAAUCAGAUUAAUACGAAACAGCAUGUUUGGACACAUAAGCUCGGCUUCUACCUCAAAGACAGAUUUUGAUAACACGUGGUCAGUCAUAACAGAUAUCUGCCAAAGAUUGCAAACGUGCACAAAGAAAGACUACAUGACUGGCCUUAGUAACAUUCAAAGACAGACCUUGGAAGAGGAAAACGAAACAACAGUCAUAGAAAAACUUAGAGAAGAUUAUAAGAAUAACCAAUGUUUAAUGGAAAAGAUGUCUUCCUUGGAGCAGGAUUUGUUAGAGUCGAAAUUAAAAUCGGAAAACAAAGAAAAUACACUGGUAAAAGACAUUCUCCAGAAUUGGCAAGAAGAAGACACUGCCUUCAUUCCUACAAGAGCAAGUGAAGUGGUUGAGGAAAAGCUUAAAAGUCAGAACCUAAUCGCGCUGGUUGGUAAUUCUGGUUCCGGAAAAUCUGCAAUAAUUCAACAUAUUGCUCUCAAGUAUGAAGAGCGUGGAUGGAAUGUCAUACCUGUGAAUAAGGUGGAAGAAAUAAAAACGAUCUGUUCAAAUGGAGUCUCAGAAACUCGGUUUUUAUUCAUUUUCAAUGAUCCUUUAGGCAAGGAAUCUUUGGAUGAAAUUUCAUAUCAUUCAUGGAAAAGUUUUGAGGAAAUGCUGGAGAUGUGCUUGAAGAGAAAUAAAUUAUUGAUUUCAUGUAGACGAUGCGUCUUUUAUGACAAGAGAGUCAAGGAUAUCCUAGUGGAUGAAUCUACUGCAGUAGAAAUUGACAACAAAGAAAAUGGGCUCACGGUUGAAGAGAAAAGAGCAAUUUUUUACCAGUAUUCACAGAAUAUGAAAUUAACCCAAAGUAUUGAAACUGAAAUACUCAAAACAGAUGCUUACUUUCCAUUGCUUUGUAAGCUUUUUUCAAGGGAGGCAAACUACAAAGAAAAAGGAGUUGAUUUAUUUAAAAAUCCAUACAAAUUUAUUAAACGGGAAAUUGAAAUUUGGAAGAAAACAGACAAAAAGAAAUUCUGCUCUCUUAUAUUGAUUGUAGCUUUUAAAAACAAUUUGAAUGUAGAUUCCAUUGUAAGAAGCGAUAUUUCCAUGAUGAAAUAUAAAGAAAUUUUAGGAAUGUGUGAGUUACAGGAAAACACACAUAUUUCAGUCAUUCGCUGCACUCUAAAUGAAUUGAAAGGAUCUUAUGUUAAACGUGUCGGACAUGGCUUCCAAUUCCUUCAUGACUUUAUUAUGGAGAUAACGACUUUGGUGUUUGGUGUUGAUUGUCCACAAGGGACCAUGCAGUACGCAGAUAGUGGUUUUCUACGACGCCGAGUGAGGAUAGAAGACGAUACAGAAGAAGAAGAAGAUCGCGACCCCUUUACUGUUUACCUGCCUGAAGAAUAUAUUGGUGAUCUUGUGGACAGGUUUAUCAUUGACAUGCAAACAGAACGCCUUGUAGAUGUUCUACUCAAUCCAUGUUUAAGGAAAGAGAGUGUCAUAAAAACCUUUAAAGAAAAGGUAGAUUCCCUUGAAAAACUACUUGUCAGAAUAAAAUGGAAAAUAGACAGAUCGGAAUUUCCAAAAGCAUUUGAAGGCGCCGCUGGUUUAUCAAAAAUUCGUUUCCUUAAUUGGAAAGAUGAAAUAUGCCCCUUGGUCGGAUUCAUUAUUUUUUGUCAUAAUGAUAUUUCUUCCUUUUUCUUAAAAAGUAUCUCUGAAACGCAGUUGAAGGAAUAUCCUAUAUUUUCCGCUUUGUGUGCAAAUAGCGAUUUAAACCUAAUAAAUUAUCUAAGCGAGGAAUUGAUAAAAACAUCAAUAAUGGAAAAGUGGGGUGGUGGUUAUUUACCAAUUCACAUUGCUUCUGUAUUCCAUAAUUUUUCAAUGAUUCGAGAAUUAGUAAAGUUUGCUGCUAAUGUCAACAACUUUACACCUCAUGGGAGCUGGACUCCAUUAAUAUUAGCUGCUUCAAAUGACGACGAACAUUUGAGAGAGACUGGACUUGGUACAAAUGAGGGAGAGAGACGUAAUAAAACCAUUCUUUGCCUAUUAAACAACGGUGCCGACAUCAAUCUGUGUAAUAAGAAUGGAUCAAGCCCUCUUCAUGGAGCUUGUGAAUUUGGGAAUGAUAGCUCGGUACAACUGUUACUGAACAACGGCUCCGACAUCAAUCUAAGUAACAAGAAUGGAUUCAGUCCUCUUUAUAAAGCUUGUCAAAAUGGACAUGCUAGUACGGCACAACUGUUACUGAGCAACGGUGCCGACAUCAAUUUAUGUAACAAUAAAGGAGUCAGUCCUCUUUAUAAAGCUUGUCAAAAAGGAUAUGAUAGCAUUGUUCAACUGUUACUGAAAGGCGGGGCCGACAUCAAUUUAUGUAACGAGAAUGGAGUUAGCCCUCUUAAUAUAGCUUGUGAAAAUGGACAUGCUGGCACAGCACAAUUGUUACUGAAAGGCGGGGCCGACAUCAAUUUAUGUAACAAGAAUAGAGUUAGCCCUCUUAAUAUAGCUUGUCAAAAUGGACAUGACAGCACUGUAAUACUUUUACUGAACAACGGUGCUGACAUAAAUUUAUGUGAUAAUGAAGGAACCAGCCCUCUUUUUACAGCUUGUUACAAUGAGCAUGUUAACAUGGUACAGCUAUUACUAAACAAGGAUGCUGACAUCAAUUUAUGUGAUUGUGAUGGCCUCAGUCCCCUACAUGCAGCUUCUCACGAUGGAUAUGAUAGCAUUGUUCAAUUGUUACUGAACAACGAUGCCGAAAUCAAUUUAUGUAACAAGAAUGGAACAAGUCCUCUGUAUGUAGCUUGUCAGAAUAGACAUGAUAGCACGGUACAACUGCUACUGAACAACGGUGCCGACAUCAAUUUAUGUAACAAGAAAGGAGCAAGUCCAUUCUAUAUGGCUUGUCUAAAUGAGCAUGAAAGCAUGGUGCAGUUAUUACUAAAUAAAGGUGCCGAUAUCAAUUUAUGUUUUGAUAAUGGACCCAGUCCCCUUUAUAUGGCUUGUUACAAUGGGCACGAUGGCAUGGUACAACUGCUAGCAAACAACGGUGCCAAUCUUAAUUUAAGUGACAAUGAUGGAGUCAGUCCUCUGUAUUUAGCUUGUCAAGAUGGACAUGAUGACAGAGUACAACUGUUACUGAGCAAUGGUGCCGACAUCAAUUUAUGUAAUAAUUAUGGAGUCACUCCUCUCCACGUUGCUUGCUAUUAUGGAUAUAUUAGCACGGUACAACUGUUGCUUAAAAACGGCGCAAAUAUCAAUUUGUGUGACAAAAGUGGAGCAAGCGCUUUGUGGAUUGCUUGUCUAAAUGAACAUAAUAGCACGGUACAACUGUUACUGGAUAAAGGUGCAGACAUGAAAUGGAACAAGUCCUCUUUAUUUAGCUCGUCAAAAGGGAUACGACAGCACGGUACAACUGCUACUUAA
Molecule: messenger RNA, 3840 nt
Organism: Saccostrea cuccullata (small rock oyster)
Lineage: Eukaryota; Metazoa; Mollusca; Bivalvia; Ostreida; Ostreidae
Exons: 2
Coding region: 106-3840 (1244 amino acids)
Molecular function (GO): protein binding
Source: RefSeq, a predicted model, not a curated record